AAUAUUUAUGUAAAUAAAUCAGAGUAAAAAUUAUAAAAAAGCUUUAAAUUCCAAAUAAAAAUCUGUUUUUCUAUAAUCAAGUUUGAAGUCCAUCUUCUUGUCACCGGCAACGGAAAGCGAUAAUUCUUAUCGAUAGCCAAACGCAAGAAGGCACCAUCUCCAGCAACAGCUGUUCCAGUUGUGUAACUAAAAAGCGAACUCUUUUUUGCCUACAAAAAUGUCCGCAUCCGCCGCCCGUGGCUCGACGUCGCUACUGAAGCGCGCCUGGAACGAGAUUCCCGACAUUGUCGGCGGAUCGGCUCUGGCACUCGCUGGCAUCGUGAUGGCCACCAUUGGAGUGGCCAACUACUACGCCAAGGAUGGGGACAACCGCCGCUACAAGCUGGGAUAUGUGGUAUUCCGCCACGACGAUCCCCGUGCCCAGAAAGUGCGAGAUGAUGAGGACGACUAGAAGCGGAGUUCCCCCGGAAAGCCAGACGACAGUUUCCCUCUCAGCUUAACUACUUUUUUGUUUAUGCUAUUAGCUAAGUAAAACAAUUAACUCAA
Drosophila kikkawai is the source of this 546-nucleotide messenger RNA. It is a transcript of the gene NdufA3, whose product is annotated as NADH:ubiquinone oxidoreductase subunit A3. The record is from RefSeq and is a predicted model, not a curated record. Lineage: Eukaryota; Metazoa; Arthropoda; Insecta; Diptera; Drosophilidae.